UCUGUCUCUGUCCUCUGUCUCUCAGGUGAUGGACAUGGACGGGACGGGCCGCCGGGUCCUGGUGGAGGACAAGCUGCCCCACAUCUUCGGCUUCACGCUGCUGGGGGACUACAUCUACUGGACGGACUGGCAGCGCCGCAGCAUCGAACGGGUCCACAAACGCACCGCCGAGCGCCAAGUCAUCAUAGACCAGCUGCCGGACCUCAUGGGCCUCAAGGCCACGGACCUGCACCCGUCCCCCGGUACCAACCCCUGUGCAGAGAGUAAUGGCGGCUGCAGCCACCUGUGUCUCUACCGGCCGCUGGGCGUCCAGUGCGGGUGUCCAAUCGGUCUGGAGCUGAUCUCAGACCUGAGGACGUGCAUCGUCCCCGAGGCCUUCCUGCUCUUCUCCCGCCACACCGACAUCCGACGCAUCUCCCUGGAAACCAACAACAACAACGUGGCCAUCCCGCUCACCGGCGUCAAGGAGGCCUCGGCGCUCGACUUUGACAUCACCGACAACCGGAUCUACUGGACCGACAUCACCCUGAAGACCAUCAGCCGGGCCUUUAUGAACGGCAGUGCUCUGGAGCACGUGGUGGAGUUCGGCCUGGACUACCCAGAGGGCAUGGCGGUGGACUGGCUGGGGAAGAACCUGUACUGGGCCGACACCGGAACCAACCGCAUCGAGGUGGCUAAACUGGACGGGCAGCACCGGCAGGUCCUGGUCUGGAAGGAUCUGGACAGUCCGCGUGCUCUGGCUCUGGAUCCCGCUGAGGGGUACAUGUACUGGACGGAGUGGGGGGGGAAGCCGAAGAUCGACCGCGCGGCGAUGGACGGGACGGGUCGGAUCACCCUGGUGGCCGACGUGGGCCGCGCCAACGGACUCACCAUCGACUACGCCGAGCGGCGCCUGUACUGGACCGACCUGGACACCACGCUCAUCGAGUCCUCCAACAUGCUGGGUCAGGACCGCGAGGUCAUAGCCGAUGACCUUCCUCACCCGUUCGGUCUGACCCAGUACCAGGACUACAUCUACUGGACGGACUGGAGCCAGCGCAGCAUCGAGCGCGCCAACAAGACCAGCGGGCAGAACCGCACCGUGAUCCAGGGACACCUGGACUACGUCAUGGACAUCCUGGUCUUCCACUCGUCCCGGCAGGGGGGCUGGAACGCCUGCGCGUCCACCAAUGGACACUGCUCGCACCUGUGUCUCGCUGUCCCCGUUAGCAGCUUCGUCUGCGGAUGUCCCGCCCACUUCUCCCUCAACUACGACAACAAGACGUGCAGCGCCCCGACGUCCUUCCUGCUGUUCAGCCAGAAGUCGGCCAUCAACCGCAUGGUGCUGGACGAGCAGCAGAGCCCGGACAUCAUCCUGCCCAUCCACAGCCUGAGGAACGUCCGGGCCCUGGACUACGACCCGCUGGACAAGCAGCUGUACUGGAUCGACUCCAAGCAGGGCGUCAUCCGCCGCGCGCAGGACGACGGGAACCAGAGCCAGACGGUGGUCUGGAGCUCCCUGGCCGGACCAGGACCGGGUCUCCAGCUCUACGACCUCAGCAUCGACAUCUACAGCCGCUUCAUCUACUGGACCAGCGAGGUCACCAACGUCAUCAACGUGACCCGCACCGACGGCAGCCGGGUCGGCGUGGUGCUGAGGGGGGAGCACGACAAGCCCCGGGCCAUCGUCGUCAACCCGGAGAGGGGGUACAUGUACUUCACCAACCUGCUGGAGCGCUCCCCGAAGAUCGAGCGCGCGGCGCUGGACGGGACGGAGCGGGAGGUUCUGUUCUUCAGCGGGCUGGGGAGGCCCGUCGCCCUCGCCGUGGACAACGGGGCCGGCAAGCUGUUCUGGGUCGACUCAGACCUGCGCCGCAUCGAGAGCAGCGACCUCUCCG
Messenger RNA from Etheostoma cragini (Arkansas darter), 1877 nucleotides. RefSeq names its product low-density lipoprotein receptor-related protein 6-like. The transcript is spliced from 8 exons. NCBI's taxonomy places the organism in Eukaryota, Metazoa, Chordata, Actinopteri, Perciformes, Percidae. The record is from RefSeq and is a predicted model, not a curated record. The annotation marks the transcript as partial. Gene Ontology annotation, biological process: Wnt signaling pathway involved in somitogenesis; chemical synaptic transmission; receptor-mediated endocytosis involved in cholesterol transport.